Quercus robur (English oak) is the source of this 1339-nucleotide messenger RNA. RefSeq lists its product as uncharacterized. Gene Ontology annotation, molecular function: hydrolase activity. The transcript has 9 exons. NCBI's taxonomy places the organism in Eukaryota, Viridiplantae, Streptophyta, Magnoliopsida, Fagales, Fagaceae. The coding region runs from base 195 to 1142 and encodes 315 amino acids. The record is from RefSeq and is a predicted model, not a curated record.
ACUGACACUAUUAUUAGCGCGUGUGAGAGCGAGUAAGAGAAAACCAAAGAAGUUACCUAUGUUAAGGACGUUGGUACACGCGCCCACUUUGUGCUGUCUCUCCGGUCCUUCUCCUUCCAAUUCCGCUUCCUCCAACCUUUCACGCCCUCCCAUGGCCACUUCUGCUCGAAUCGCAGUCAUCGGAGACAUCCAUAAUGAUUGGAAUCUACAAGAAGAUACAAAGGCACUUCAAUUUCUUCAGCCAGAUCUGGUGCUGUUUACAGGUGAUUUUGGUGAGGAGAAUGUUGAACUCGUCCAAAGUGCUGCCAGUCUUGAAUUUGCUAAAGCAGCUAUUUUGGGAAAUCAUGAUGCCUGGUAUACUCAACAGUUUUCUGGAAAGAGGAAGGAUGGAGUUCAACUUCAGCUUGAGUGGUCCCGUGUCAUGCUUGAAUUGUUACUUUGUAAUAAUCAGUCUUGGUGAGGAGCAUGUAGCUUAUCAACAUUUAGACUUUCCCUUGAUAAAAGUAAGCAUUGUUGGUGGACGGCCAUUUUCCUGUGGAGGGGAGCAAUUGUUUCGAAAAAAGCUUCUAUCUGCAAGAUAUGGUGUCCAAGACAUGGAUGGAAGUGCUAGGAGGAUCUAUAAUGCUGCUUUGGGCACACCGGAGGAUCAUUUUGUCAUAUUGCUUGCACAUAAUGGACCCACAGGGCUUGGUUCUAAUUUGAAUGAUAUUUGUGGAAAGGAUUGGGUUUUCGGGGGUGGUGACCAUGGUGAUCCAGAUCUAGAACAGGCAAUAUCCCUCCUAAAAGAGACUGGCAAAUCAUGCGUCCCACUGGUCGUGUUUGGUCACAUGCAUAAGGAGCUGGCAUAUAGAAAGGGUCUCCGGAAAAUGAUUGUGGUUGGGGAUGACAACACUAUAUACCUGAAUGGGGCUAUUGUUCCUAGGGUUACAAGACUGAAUAAUGAACAAGGAACUGGAAACAGAAGCUUCAUGAAUGAUGAAACCCCUGUAUUGACACCGGAGUCUGAAGGUACAAUGCGAGCCUUCACGUUAGUGGAGAUCUUAGAUGGAAGAGUGGAAAAGAUUACAGAGAGUUGGGUUUCAGUUGUUGGAGAUAACACUACAUUAGCAGAAGAGCAACUGUUAUUUAAAAGGGGCAGUUAGCUUUCUUCAUAUUCGGAUUCCAGUUUCAAUCACUUAUAUAUUAAAAUACUAAGAACAAUAUACAUUGUCCAAUGACUCCAAUGUAGUCUUUAGGAAAGGCCAAAACUAAAACAAUGUUUCUCUCCAAACUAGUUUGAAGAGAAACUCUACAAACUCCUCAUAUAUCUCUAUAUUAAGUGUGAAUUUUGAUAAUCUAA